This is a messenger RNA of Contarinia nasturtii (swede midge), 2796 nucleotides long. It is a transcript of the gene ATP8A, whose product is annotated as probable phospholipid-transporting ATPase IA. Gene Ontology annotation, cellular component: plasma membrane. Lineage: Eukaryota; Metazoa; Arthropoda; Insecta; Diptera; Cecidomyiidae. The transcript has 15 exons. The record is from RefSeq and is a predicted model, not a curated record. Gene Ontology annotation, biological process: phospholipid translocation. Bases 1 to 2709 code for a protein of 902 amino acids. Gene Ontology annotation, molecular function: ATPase-coupled intramembrane lipid carrier activity; ATP hydrolysis activity; ATP binding.
AUGACACCGUUGCCGUUUUGUCCCACAGCCGGAUUACUUGAAACGAGGGACCUAUUGAAUUUUAAUGCAACUGUAGAAUGCGAACCGCCAAAUAGACACUUGUAUGAAUUCAAUGGCGUGCUAAAAGUGAGAGGCCAACUUGCCGUUGCGUUGGGGCCAGAUCAAUUUCUGCAACGUGGUGCAAUUCUUCGAAAUACGGCUUGGGUGUUUGGCGUCGUCAUAUACACAGGACACGAUUCAAAACUUAUGAGAAAUUCUACCUCAGCGCCCUUAAAGCGUUCUACUGUUGACAGACUGACAAAUACGCAGAUUUUGAUGUUAUUUAUAAUGCUAGUAGCGCUUUGCUUAAUAAGUGCUAUAUUCAGUGAAUUCUGGACGAAGCGUAAUAAACAAAGUAAUUUCUAUCUCAGAAUUGAUGAUGUUAUAAGCAGAAGUUUCGGAUAUAAUCUCCUAACUUUUAUAAUUCUUUACAAUAAUUUAAUUCCAAUAUCACUUCAAGUUACAUUAGAACUGGUUCGAUUCAUGCAAGCUAUUUUCAUAAAUUUCGAUGUGGAAAUGUAUCAUGAAGAAACCGAUACACCAGCGAUGGCCCGAACUUCAAAUCUUAAUGAAGAACUUGGCAUGGUCAAGUAUAUAUUUUCUGAUAAAACAGGAACGCUUACUAGAAAUGUAAUGGAAUUUAAAAAGUGUUCGAUUGCUCGUUCGAUUUACACCGUUGAAGAAACACCUGAGGCAUCAGUACUAGUCCAGAAUAUUCGAAAUAAACAUCAAACUUUGCCAAUAAUUGAAGAGUUUUUAACUCUAUUGGCAGUCUGUCACACAGUAAUUCCAGAAAAGGAAGAAAACGGUAAGAUGGUCUACCAUGCAGCUAGUCCAGAUGAACGUGCUCUCGUUAAUGGCGCCAUGAAUUUCGGCUAUGUAUUUGAAAUGCGAACGCCGAAUACGGUUGAAAUAGAUGCACUUGGUAAACGGGAGCGAUAUGAAAUUUUAAAUGUUUUGGAGUUUACUUCAGCUCGAAAGAGAAUGUCGGUUAUAGUUCGAAAUGCUAAAGGAGAAAUUAAGUUGUAUUGUAAGGGUGCUGAUACUGUGAUUUAUGAACGAUUGGCACCAAAUGGUCAAGCUUUUCGUGAUAUAACACUUCGACACUUGGAAGAUUUUGCGACCGAAGGUUUGCGUACACUUUGCUGUGCCGUUGCCGUAAUACCUGAAGAUAUUUAUACAGAAUGGAAGGAAACUUACCACAAAGCAUCAACCGCCAUGCAAUUUCGUGAACAAAAGGUUGAAGAUGCCGCAAAUUUAAUUGAACAUAAUUUAAUAUUACUCGGUGCCACCGCAAUUGAAGAUAAGCUACAAGACGGAGUACCUGAAACAAUCGCCGCCCUGCUGAAGGCUGACAUCAAUAUGUGGGUGUUGACUGGAGAUAAGCAAGAAACGGCCAUAAAUAUUGGAUAUUCGUGUAAACUAAUUUCACAAGGAAUGGAUUUAAUCAUUUUGAAUGAAGAGAGUUUAGACAACACAAGAGAGUGUAUAGGUCGCCACAGUGCCGAUUUUGGAGAACAUUUACGUACUCAGAACAAUGUCGCCCUAAUUAUUGAUGGAACAACACUAAAAUAUGCAUUAAGCUGUGAUCUUCGACGAGAAUUUUUGGAUCUAUGCAUUUCGUGUAAAGUAGUGAUUUGUUGUCGAGUAUCACCAAUUCAAAAAGCUGAAGUUGUUGAUUUAGUGACAACAAAUACCAACUGUGUAACUUUGGCCAUUGGCGAUGGUGCCAACGAUGUUGCUAUGAUACAAAAGGCCCACGUCGGUGUGGGAAUUUCAGGCUGUGAAGGAUUACAGGCGGCUUGCGCAUCUGAUUAUUCAAUAGCACAAUUUCGAUUUUUAUUGCGGUUGCUUCUGGUUCACGGAGCAUGGAAUUAUAGUCGAAUGUGCAAAUUGAUUUUGUACAGUUUCUAUAAAAAUGUAUGUUUAUAUGUCAUUGAACUGUGGUUUGCCAUAUAUUCAGGAUGGUCGGGUCAAAUCAUAUAUGAACGAUGGACAAUUGGCUUAUAUAAUGUAUUCUUCACGGCUUUGCCUCCAUUCGCCAUCGGUAUUUUUGAUAAAGUCUGUUCAGCAGAGACAAUGCUUAAAUAUCCAGCUCUGUAUAAGCCAUCACAAAGUGCACAGUUAUUCAAUGUACGUGUCUUCUGGAUAUGGAUUUGCAACGCAUUGAUUCAUUCAAUAAUAUUGUAUUGGGCACCAAUGCUUGCAUAUGGCAACGAAAUAAUUUGGGGUAAUGGAAAAAGUGGUGAUUAUCUUGUACUAGGCAAUAUAGUUUAUACGUAUGUCGUUGUGACUGUAUGCUUGAAAGCAGGGUUGAUCACUAAUCAUUGGACUUGGCUUACUCAUUUAUCUAUUUGGGGGUCAAUUCUGUUGUGGUUUUUGUUUAUGAUAAUUUAUAGUAAUUUCUGGCCAGCAGUACCGCUCGCAGCUGUAUUUACGGGAAUGGAUAAAUUAUUGUUUACUUCUCCCGUAUUUUGGCUAGGAUUAUUCAUUAUACCGAUGGCUGCAAUACUCUUCGACAUCACAAUCAAAGCCACACACAAUACAGUCUUCAAAACAUUAACCGAAGCAGUGAGAGAGUCCGAAAUCCGUAAACACGAUCCAAGUCUUGUCCUUAAGGAAUCUAGAUCAUCAACAAUGCAUGCACUGGGAAAUUUAGUCAGGUAUUAACUGAAACUGCACGACUAUUACGGAAUGUUAGAAAUGUGUUUAGCAGACGAUCAAACACGAGAGUUAAUAUGGAAAUUGAACUAUCCC